Molecule: messenger RNA, 1080 nt
Organism: Aspergillus affinis
Lineage: Eukaryota; Fungi; Ascomycota; Eurotiomycetes; Eurotiales; Aspergillaceae
Product: NUDIX hydrolase
Exons: 4
Coding region: 1-1080 (359 amino acids)
Source: RefSeq, a predicted model, not a curated record
AUGCGAAAGCUCGCUAUCAAUGCUGAACAGAACCGUCUCGGACGUCUCGAUCACCAAGGUCGAUGUCCCUUCCGUAACCCGACUUCGAUGAAUCCUCAUCCCCAGCAUGAUCAUCCCCCCAUCAACAUCCUCCUCCAACCCCUUCGUCGUAAUCCUGCUGGGUUUUCCGAUGGGCACAAUCCCGACAUCUUUCCCACCGAGGUCCCCAUCAUUCCCCCGCACUCAGAUGGAAUGACGACCGGGUUUAAGAAGAACCAGCAGGUCCUUUCCCGCGACGAGAAGGACUCUCCCACAAGCAUAGUCUGGCCCCGGCUGGAACAGAUACAGAUAAUGAAUCAAGCGAAGUCCAUGAUCAACGCGACCACCAGGAUCUCCAACCAUCACGAUGUCGAUGUUUGUGGCGUAGUUCUUCCGGAUCCAGUGGACUGCUUUAUCGGGGUCAUAGAGAUUCUGGUCACAGUAUUCGACCACUUGAAUGAGGUCGAGGGUAUGCCACUCGAAAUGAAGGGCCAUAGUCGAGACGUUGGAUCUGUGUACUUUGGGUUUUUCCUUGAUCUACUCUACUCCAUCUCGGUCUACGAUGAUGCCCCCGCAACUCGCUCUAUCUGUAUUGAUUCGGCGCUCGACGCCUACCAAACCUCCGCAAGCACAUACAUCUCGCAGCGGCCUUCCAAGCAGCUUGUCGGGAUCCUCUGCGUAGCUGUCAUCCUCCAUAAGGGUCGAGUAUUACUCAUCCGACGGGCAGCCGACGACAAUUACCCCAAUGUCUGGGAAGUACCGGGCGGCGUGGCGCGUGACAACGAAACAAUCAUCGACUGUGCCUUUCAAUAUGGCAAUAGCUUGCUCCUCCCGAGUGGUUCUUCUCAAAGAGGGAAGUGGAUAAUCUUCAUAUUCCGGGUGAUGGUCGACGACCAAAACUCGGAACUAGAGAUCAAACUUGAUCCCAAGGAACACAGAGCGCAUCUGUGGGCCACCAGAGAAGAGGUUCAGGAUGACUCCUGUGGGGAUCUCAAGCUGGACUGGAUCUCGGUGAACCAGAAGAGGGCAAUCUUGGAAGCAUUUGACGAGGCCGAACGUUAG